AUGGGACUAACCUUGUCAAACUGUAGCCCCUGUACAAAAGAGCACAGUUUGAAUAUCACUAACGGCGUGCAAUAUGAAAAUGGCUCUAUAAUUUUUGACGAUAUUGAGUACAUCAGUAGUUCUUGGUUUCAAGAAGAGGUGGAUGGAGUACUUACAACGUUUGGGUGCCCUUGUAUAGGACGUGUUUGCUUGUGGAAAUGUUGUGACUUAGGCAUGAUGUACCUAAAUAGGACAUGCACAGAAGUAGACAACAGUGAAGUUAACCCGUUUAGACCUCCAGUAUACAAAGGCCGGGAAAUGUCUACUCUCACAGCGAAUCAGCAUUUCUUUUAUAUGUAUAGAUUAUCAUGUGAAAAAUAUUUGGUUGAUUCUAACACACCAGGUGAAGAUAUAUACAUACAAGAAAACGGAACCUUAUUUGAAGUAGCCAUGAAUAACCUUCAGUGGCAUGCACCAGCAAAAUAUUGCGUAGAUAUGAUGUUUGACCAUAGCGCACCGACUUCGAGACUGGUUGCUGGAGUUUGUUACCCUGACGACUCCACCUCACGGGACAGUCCAGGUCUCUACAUCGCUUAUGGUGUUGGUCUCAUGCUAUCGGUUCCUUUUUUAUUGGCGACUUUCCUAGUGUAUGCAUUUAUUCCUGAACUGAGGAAUCUUCAUGGCAUGUGUCUGAUGGCGUAUUGUGCGGGUCUGAUCGUUGCGUAUCCCUUCCUCGCCUACCUAAAAUUUCAUACUGGCAAAGUUGGCAUUGCAAUGACGGGGUGCUACGUAGUUGCAUUCAUCAUAUACUACGCAUUCCAGACAAGCUUCUUCUGGCUCAAUAUAAUGUGCUUCGAUAUCUGGAGGACUUUCAGAGGAUAUAGAGGUAGCUCCAAUAAGCGUCGUGAGAGUCGUCGUUUUGCGAUAUACGGCGUAUACGCAUGGGGCGUCCCGGCUAUACUCACUGCGUGUACCGUGGGAAUGCAGUUUGGAGACGUUCGUGGAAAUGUUAUUACACCCGGUUUUGGAAGUGUACGGUGCUGGUUUGACAAUUGGCUCAGCGAACUCGUUUACUUCUUCAUCCCAGUUUUUGUACUGGUAGUAUGCAACUCGGUAUUCUUUACUAUAACGGCGUAUCGUAUCCGGUCCAUCAGACAGGAAACCGCCAUAUUAAAAGGCGCUGAAUCUUCGCGGAGUGAUAAACUGCAAAAGGAUAAGCAAAGAUACGGACUUUACUUGAAGCUGUUCGUUGUAAUGGGAGUAAACUGGUCGAUAGAAGUUAUCAGUUUCGCGGUGGGCGGCUCUAACUGGUACUGGAUUGUAGUAGACCUCUCCAACAUUGCGCUGGGAAUUUACAUCUUCUUCAUUUUUGUGUGGAAAAAUAAAGUCCGCAAUUUAAUAAGAAAAAGAUGGCGUGGUCUGCGCGGGCUGCCGACACAAGAGACCUUUGCGGGACGAUCGAGCUCCGCGCCUACUGAGGACACGCGCGUGUCGGCUGAUGAAUCAGCAAUGCGCUUGAAAGAUAUUCAU
Brenthis ino (lesser marbled fritillary) is the source of this 1509-nucleotide messenger RNA. The record is from the annotation of a GenBank genome assembly. NCBI's taxonomy places the organism in Eukaryota, Metazoa, Arthropoda, Insecta, Lepidoptera, Nymphalidae.